GUGCAUAUCUAUUCCAUAUACUGUAGCUGAAAUGAUAAUAAAUCUCGUCAUAUCUCAAUUCUACCUUCUCUCGCGUGCUGCAACUGACGUCACUCGCUCGCAGGGAGGGCAUUCUCACAUGCGCGCGCGACGUUCCAAGCCCGAAGUUGUCAGCAGCAAGCAGCAUCGUCAUCAUCAGCAUCCGUGAACAUGCCGGUCUGUCCUGUAUACAGCUUGUCUUUCCAAUGUCGAUCAAUUCGCAGGUGUCUGCUGCUCUAAGUCUGUUCUUUUAGUAUGGACCAACGCGAUCGUGUCUGCUAGAUCUUUCGCUAGACCAUAUAUGCAUGUGAAGCCUAUCGGGGAGGCGAGCGUCGAGAGGAAGAGAAGAAGGCUUUGGCGUACUUGUCAGGCCCCUCGCUAAGGACAAUACUUCGAUCUGUUCGCCAGGUGACUGUCUCCUGCUUUCAAAAAAGCUUGAAUCCAACCACAGUGCCUACCUGGUAUCCACCCACCACAGUCACCAAUCCCUCCACCCACCCA
Molecule: messenger RNA, 519 nt
Organism: Dissoconium aciculare CBS 342.82
Lineage: Eukaryota; Fungi; Ascomycota; Dothideomycetes; Mycosphaerellales; Dissoconiaceae
Exons: 2
Coding region: 32-187 (51 amino acids)
Source: RefSeq, a predicted model, not a curated record